AUGCCAAUGCCAGUUGACAUUCCCUCCCGCCCCGAUCUGUCGGGCACCAUCCCUAUCGACAUCGCAGGCCCCUCCCAGCCCUCCUCGUCAGCAGCCGGACAACCCAACGACGUCGCUGGCGUCCUCCGCCGCAACCAGGCAUGUCUCGCAUGCCGUCGUCGCAAGCUGAAAUGCGACGCUGUCCGACCCCAUUGCUCAACAUGUGUCCGCUCUUAUCGCCACCUGCUGCGCACCGCGCCCGGCACACAUCCCGUCCUGUCGUGCGAGUAUGACGAUUCCCUCGACCGCGAGCAUGGUGCGGACGGUGACCAGACGUCACCCACAGAGGGCGGCGAUGACGAUGAAAGCCGGAGGAAGAAGCGCAAGGCUUCGGGUGGCCGCGCCAAGAAACGCGACGACGACCUGGACGAGGAGCGCGACCGCCUGACCAAGCGUAUCGGUACGUAUACCAGUCCCAAGUCUCCUGCUAACCCCUCCACAGCUGAGCUUGAGAACCAGUUGGCGAACAAGACGCCCGCCUCCUCCUCGGCCGCUCCACCACCACUGGCCGCAGGUCAACCUCCACCACCUUCCUCCACUUCCUCCACCUCUAUGCCAAGUGAAAGCCGUUGGACAGGAUCCUUUAUGCCUACACAGGCAGAGUCGCCCACAGCGUUCCUCGAGAUGCUCUCGUCUGCCGCGACAUCGACACAACACAUGCCGGACGGUUCCGGGUCCAACAUGUUCGCCGGUCUCACUCCCAUGUGGACGUCCGCGGACCGGACCGAGACGACAGGCCUGACGCCGUUCCUCCCCAUGCCCGAGCCAGACUUUGAGGCGUCUGCCUCCACUCCGUCUGGUGGAGGACGCUAUCACAGGCCGUCGGACACGCCAAUGCUGUCGCCGAACAACAUCUUCAACUUUUCUCCGGCGGCGACCGGCCCCGGUGUCCAGGCGCCAUCAGGCUCUGGCAGCGAUACGCCGGCAACGUAUUCGAUGAGCUCGGUACUCAACAUUGCGCAGCAAAUUGGUGGCCUCACGGGUGUGUCGUCCAUAGGCGGUGCGCAGAUUCCCACCCUGCCACCUGGCAGUACGAACAACAUGGGUCCGCCCCUGUCCGAGGACAUACGGAUCAACCUGCAGAACGCAGCAGCUUCUUUGGCCAAUGGCGGCGGCGGCGACGCGAACAUGGAGCACAACUCGACAACGUCCAAGAACAAGUCGCAGUCGUCGUCGUUUGACUCUGACCCCAUCUCGGCCAUGGCAGCUGACGGCGUCCUUGACUCGCGCAUGUUUAUGGACCUCUUCUGGCCUGGUUGGCCGCCCAACCUGCCCGACCCCAACGUGGUGCAACAACUCGUGGAAGCGUUCUUUGACAUUGUGCCCAACAUGCCGCGCAUGCUGCACCGUGCGCGAUUCCUUGCGCGUCUUUCAUUGCCUGCCACCCACUCCAAUUUCCCGCACCCUGCUCUCCUGCAUUCCAUUUGCGCUCUCGCUGCCAGCUGGUGCAAGCCUGAAGUGUAUGAGGACUCGCCUCCGCCCAACUUUGACGCGAAGAUGGCGUUCUUUGCCCACUCGACUCCAAAGCCAAAGCAUCCGUCGGCGAUGCCCUUCUCGUUGCAGCAGGCGGCGCACGGCAAGGACGCCGUGUUGGACGGCCUCAACACGGGCAACCGUCUGUUUGACGUUGUCCGCGCCAUGAUCAUUCUCAGCCGCGUGUUUAUCGACGACACGCGCAUGCUCGAGUGCUGGACUUACUGUGGUCUUGUCUCUCGCAUGAUCCUUCCCCUUGGCCUGAACGUGCGCUCGGCCGAACUGUCACUCAAGUCGGUGAUGCUUCCCCCCGCUGCCGACGCGCUCGAGCGCGAGGAACGCCGCGUGGUGGUCUGGAUGGCCAUGUAUCACGACACGGUGGCGUCGGCCGCGUCCGGGUGGGGCACGUCGCUCGCUCUUGAUGAGCUUACGGUUCCGUUGCCCGUGUCCAAGAGGGACUUCGACGAGGGCAACGAGAAUAUGGAGCCGAACCCGCAAGACCUCGAGUCGCUCGACCUGUAUAUCAAGCACCCUGUGCCCGACGCGCUGGUGAUGGCGCUCAAGGCUUCCGUGCUACUCAACCGCGUCAACAAGUUUGCGCGCAAGUGGAAGAACCGCCGGAUGAGGGACAAUGACGACCUGGACGGCAUGCUGCGGCCCGAGUUCCGCGAGUUGGCCAACGCCAUUGCCUGUCUCCAGAUGAGCUUUCCUCCGACCCUCACGAACCCGACGACGUUUGACGACCGUGGCAUGCUCGACGUCGACCUCGUCAGCGCCCAUGUCCUGCCGCACACGGCGAUUAUUUGCCUGUAUGAGCCAUUUGCGGACGUGACGGACCCCAACGACCAGCCGGCGCGUCGCAUCCUCAACGCGGCGCGCUCUGUCAUCAACGUCAUCCAGCAGCUUGUGGGCAUUGUGCCCAAGGGUGUCACCAACAUUGGCGCCGUCAUGCACUCGUCCUCGUCCGUCGCGCUCGUCACAGCCGCCCGCACGUGUUUGCUGUUCUACCGCCACGCCCUCAACAUUGGCGACCUGCCGACCGCCGAGGCGUACCGGACCGACGUCGAGACGGCGCGCCUGGCGCUGGCGCAGUACGGCCGCAAGUUUAAGAUUGGGUACCACCACGCGCAGCUGAUCGACUACUUUCUCGAUCGCGCCACCAACCCGACGUUUGAAAAGCUCGCAGCGCACUAUCCAGAGCACCCUCGCGUCGGCGGUCUGGCGCUUACGCCCAAGUCCAACUUUGGCCUGUGUAUCCUGAACGCGCUCAACAUCAAGCGCGGAUUCUGGAAACUGCCUCCUGGGGGUUAUGGCAAUUCGGGCAGUGUGUCCAUCUCGACCAUGUCGCCCAGCGGCAUCUCGCCGGCGAACAGCAACGGCAACAGCAACAACAACCCGUCGCCAAACGAGUCGGGGUCGGGAUCCACUCCGGACCUGCUGCACCGCAACUCGACGGCGAGCACGGGCUCGUCCUCGGACUCGCCCAUGUCCGGCAUCGCGGUGGGCGCCGGCGUCGCAGGAGGCGCAGAUACUCUGGGAGGAGACGCAGCGCAGGGCCGGGCGCGAUGUGCCCAUGACUGCGUCCGCGCCCUCGUCGCACUUUGA
Messenger RNA from Apiotrichum porosum, 3117 nucleotides. RefSeq lists its product as uncharacterized. Lineage: Eukaryota; Fungi; Basidiomycota; Tremellomycetes; Trichosporonales; Trichosporonaceae. The transcript is spliced from 3 exons. Gene Ontology annotation, biological process: regulation of DNA-templated transcription; DNA-templated transcription. The record is from RefSeq and is a predicted model, not a curated record. Bases 1 to 3117 code for a protein of 1038 amino acids. Gene Ontology annotation, molecular function: DNA-binding transcription factor activity, RNA polymerase II-specific; DNA binding; zinc ion binding.